Hyalella azteca is the source of this 1461-nucleotide messenger RNA. RefSeq lists its product as uncharacterized. NCBI's taxonomy places the organism in Eukaryota, Metazoa, Arthropoda, Malacostraca, Amphipoda, Hyalellidae. The record is from RefSeq and is a predicted model, not a curated record. The coding region runs from base 1 to 837 and encodes 278 amino acids. The transcript has 6 exons.
AUGGUGGCGUCAAGAGCAACUUGUUCGCGACGUGCGGGCGAGAGCGGUUGUGGCAGUGCCCUCUGGACAAGAGUUGAUUGGGUGAAGCUGAACAGCAGCGGCACAUCGACGGACAUCAUCGCCUGCGCGAACGCCGCGUUUGCGAGGAACGCUCUCAUGUUCAAGAUCAACGGCUCCUGCUACGCCAGCGGCAGGAUUGUGUACGACGUCGAGAACGACGAGCAGGACUGCGGUGACGCGCCUGCUGAAGUUGUCUACGUCAUGACACCUCUUCCUGGACAACUGAUCGGAGACACCUUCCUUUUCUACAACGAGUCCUCGGCUGACGGGUGCCUCCUCAGCAACAGCGACAACACAGGUCACGUCUUCGAUGACUCUGAGAAUACCCCGUACGACAGUGGACUGAUGCCUCAAAAGCUGACUUGCUGCAAUGAAAUAAUAGCUGGACAUUGCGUCGAGAUUGCGUCACGUCCUGCGUCCACAUACUUCUCGUACUGCGAGGCCAAGACUCGGUGCGAGGCCCUGGGCUUGCAGCUGGCGUCCUACGAGUUGGAGACCAACCCCGGCAUUCAGACAUACGCCCAUGAAAAACUGGGCCCAAUUGCUGCCGAUAUGCCUUUCUGGGUCAACACGCAGCGUGAAGAAGGGGGCUACUACCGCUGGCUUCCCGACGGCCAAAAUAAUACCAUCCCUAUUGCUGGCAGUGACGAUCCCCUUGCGAAGUGUGCUGGUUUCAACGCCGCUUUCAAAACUAUUUUGACGUUUCGGUGCAAGAAUUUGAAUAAUUCACCAAAGGCCAUCUGCAUCGGCCCCAACACAUCUCUGAAGAAGUGUUGAGAAGCACUGAGGCGGUUGCUACAACAUGCACAUUUUUUUAUUUUUCUUGAUAUAUAAGCUUUGCGUGAAGAGUGAAAUAUUGCAUGGGCCUUCUUACGGUUCCCGUUUGUCAACAAUCCUUAGUUACCAACAGCCUAUAUAGAUUUUGUCUUUAGGAGGAAAUAUUUCUUCAUGAUGAGACAAUCUGCUUUAAUCUGCCUCGCCAAUGAGUUAACAGAAUUUAUUUUUGCUUUGCCAGUAUGGAUACAUUCUGACACUAAGAACCAACGAGGGUCCAGCAGACACUGCAGUUUCCUGGCUUGUAUGUCGAGGAACCUGCAGUGCUGCCAUUGUGUCGCUUGUGUUUCUGAUGUUCGAAGUCAGUUUGCGUUCAAUGUAAUCCGAGACAUCAAAUGCUGCUGUNGUGUGUUGUGACGAGUGUGUUGUGACGAGUGUGUUGUGACGAGUGUACCAACUAGUGUUCCAUCACCCGGCAUCACGCGCUCCACUGAUGGCAGAUUUAAACGCUGUUAAAGAACCGUCGCUGUUGAGUUUUGCUGUUGAAAUAGAGCUGGUAUUUUACGCCUUCUUCACCUGCCUUCUUAAAGCUUCCCUGUGUUGCACCAAUAAACAUCCUCGCCUCAU